Onychostoma macrolepis is the source of this 2480-nucleotide messenger RNA. Its product is annotated as gastrula zinc finger protein XlCGF57.1-like. Gene Ontology annotation, biological process: regulation of transcription by RNA polymerase II. NCBI's taxonomy places the organism in Eukaryota, Metazoa, Chordata, Actinopteri, Cypriniformes, Cyprinidae. The record is from RefSeq and is a predicted model, not a curated record. Gene Ontology annotation, molecular function: DNA-binding transcription factor activity, RNA polymerase II-specific; RNA polymerase II cis-regulatory region sequence-specific DNA binding. Bases 437 to 1873 code for a protein of 478 amino acids. The transcript has 3 exons.
UAAGGCUGCGCCACGCUCCUGCAUCUGUUGUGAUUCGGCUGAAGAUAGGUUUGAGUUUUAACCAUUAAACAGUGUUUAAAUUAGUGCAACUCGUUCAGAUAAGUUUAUAGUUUUACAAGAACUGUAGAACGAAUUAUUACUGAACAUAACAUCGCAAUGCUUCAUCUAACAUCAAUGAACGUUAUUUGUGAGUAAAGCAGAUCCGCACGAGUAACACAAAGUGCGUUUCAUUUCGAUCCUUAUAACAUAAAUCAUUGUAUCGUAAACACGAAUUCAGUCUCUUGCAAGCAGGAAUGAGAGAAACGGAGCUUUUCGAAACUCAGUUAAUUUACAAAAUGAUUGAGUGAUUCGAAUCACCGCAAGCGACACCAGCUGUUCGAAACCUGGCAGAAGAACGCUCGGUGAAGCGACAGAUAUCCACGUCAAUUUGAUAAAGAUGGCGUUUAUUAAAGAGGAGAGUGAAGACGUGAAGAUUGAAGAAGCAUUCAGAGUUAAACAAGAAGAUACUGACACACAAACAGGCCUGAUGGCGCUGAAAGAGGAUAAUCAAGAGCUGAAUGAAAAAGAAGAUAAAGAUGAGAAACAUGAUUUCAUGACUGAAGAAAACAUUUUUAAUUGCUCUGAGACUGAAAAGACUUUGUCAAGAAAAAAAGCUAAAAAGACAGCGACUAAAGGCAAUUACACCUGCCAACAGUGUGGAAAGAUUUUUAAUCAAAAUAGAAACCUUACAGUCCACAUGAGAGUUCACACUGGAGAGAAGCCUUAUACAUGCCAGCAGUGUGGAAAGAGUUUCAGUCAAAAAGCAAGUGUUAAAGUCCAUAUGAGAGUUCACACUGGAGAAAACCCUUACACCUGCCAACAGUGUGGAAAAAGUUUCAACAGAAAAGGAAACCUGACAGUCCACAUGAGAGUUCACACAAGAGAAACCCCAUUCUCCUGCCAACAGUGUGGAAAAAGCUUCACUCAGAAAGGAAGCCUUAAAGUUCACAUGAGAAUUCACACUGGAGAAAACCCUUUUACCUGCCAAGAGUGUGGAAAAAAUUUCAUUCGAAAAGCAAGUCUUAAAAGCCAUAUGAGAGUUCACACUGGAGAGAAGCCUUUCACAUGCUCUCAAUGUGGAACAAGUUUUAAACAUAAAGGAACCCUUAAUGCCCACAUGAGAAUUCACACUGGAGAGAAGCCGUUUGUGUGUGGUCAGUGUGGAAAGAGUUUCAGAUUUACAGUAACCCUUAGUCACCACAUGAUAAUUCACACAAGAGAGAAACGUUUUAUAUGUCAUCAGUGUGGAAGGAAUUUCACAGACAAGAAGCAUCUCAAGAAUCAUGUAAAGAUUCAUUUGGGAGAGAAGCCUUUCAUGUGCCAUCACUGUGGAAAGACUUGCAAAAACAAAGCAAACCUUGAGGUUCACAUAAGAGUUCACACUGGAGAGAAGCCUUUCCCCUGCCCUCAGUGUGGAAAGCGUUUCGCACUCAAAGGAAACCGUGAGGUUCACAUGAGGCUCCACACUGGAGAGAAGCCUUACAAGUGUCUUAAAUGUAAGAAGAGUUUCAUGUAUCUUAGAGAGCUGAAAUGUCAUUUGCAAACUCAUUCUCAAAAGAAACUACAACAUUCAGUGUGUGAAAACAAGUUUACUAAGAGGAGCAAUUUCAAAAAUCAUCUCUUUGUUCGCUCUGGAGAAAGGCGAAUUAAUUGUGAUCAGUGUGAUAAAAAAUUUCUUUUGUCAUCACACUUACAGAUACACCUGAAAAGUCAUGCAGAUGUGAGACCCUAUUCUUGUUCUUUCUGUAGAAAGAGUUUUAAAUGGCUCAGCAGUUUAAAAUGGCACCAGAAAACAUGUAUAUCUGUGAAAUCAAAGCUACUGUCAUAUAAAUGAAAAACUUCAAAUAAUGAAUAAAACACAAAUAUAUUAAAUUAUAAAUUAAAAUGCUCCAUCGGGACAAGACCAUGGGAAUCAGAUAAGCCCUUUACACAAUCUGACAUGGCUGUGGUUGGAAUUGAACUGCGGGUUUCAUCUGGCCAGAGGAGAACUGGCCCCCCGACUGAGCCUGGUUUCUCUCCAAGUUUUUUUUUUUUCCUCCAUUCUGUCACAGAGGGAGUUUUGGUUCCUUGCCGCUGUCGCCUCUGGCUUGCUCAGUUGGGGACACUUAAUUUCUAGCGAUUAUCGGCAAUUUGAUUGCACAGAUACUAUUUAAACUAAACUGAGCUAGACAAUGACAUCUCUGAAUUCAAUAAAGAAAUGCCUUUAACUGAAAAUUGAGUGUUUAAUCUUAUCAUUAUAAAUUACUGAUACUCGAUCCUCCAAUUUGAUACUGUUAAGUGCUUUGACACAAUCUGUAUUGUUAAAAGCGCUAUAUAAAUAAAGGUGACUGGACUACUUUCACGCUGCAAGUGAAUGUGGGCCAAAUGGAUUUUCUGCUCUUUUUUUUGCCUUUGGUGAGGCUGAUCUGCAUAAGAUAUGGAUUAGAGGUUUCCUCCCUCAG